This is a messenger RNA of Protopterus annectens (West African lungfish), 1248 nucleotides long. RefSeq names its product vomeronasal type-2 receptor 26-like. The coding region runs from base 1 to 1248 and encodes 415 amino acids. Lineage: Eukaryota; Metazoa; Chordata; Ceratodontiformes; Protopteridae. Gene Ontology annotation, molecular function: G protein-coupled receptor activity. The record is from RefSeq and is a predicted model, not a curated record. Gene Ontology annotation, cellular component: membrane. The transcript has 3 exons. Gene Ontology annotation, biological process: G protein-coupled receptor signaling pathway.
AUGUUUAAGGACAGUGAAGGUGAAGAUGUGUUUUUUGAUCUAAAUGGAGAUUCACCAGCACUUUAUGACGUACUGAACUGGCAAGUAUCACCUAAUGCAACCACCACAAAAUAUGUUCAAGUUGGGCAAUAUGACUCCCGUGUUCAUUCAGGACAUGAUCUCUACAUCAAUGACAGCUUAAUUGUUUGGAACAAUGACAACAAUCAGAUCCCUCACUCAGUCUGCAGUGAGCCAUGCUCUGUUGGAAUGAGGAAAGCUACCCGUAGGGGGGAGCCAAUAUGCUGUUAUGACUGCAUUAUUUGUUCCAAGGGGGAGAUCUCUAAUGUGACAGAUGCCAGCAAUUGCUUUAAUUGUCCAGAAGACCAGUGGCCCAAUGAAAAACAGAAUGUUUGUAUCCCAAAAUCUGUGGAUUUCCUUUCUUAUGAAGAGGUUUUGGGUUUUGUUUUAACUGUGUUUGUAGUAUGUUUUUCCUUAAUUACUGCUUUCAUCUUAUGUAUUUUCAUUAAGUACAGGGACACUCCAAUUGUGAAAGCCAACAACCGUGAACUCAGCUAUCUUAUCCUUACAUCUCUGUUCCUUUGUUUUUUAUGUCCAUUAAUAUUCAUUGGUCAACCAAAAAUGAUUGCAUGUCUGUUGCAACAAAUUGGCUUUGGUAUUAUAUUCUCCCUGUGUGUUUCUGGGAUCCUGGCCAAAACUAUUACUGUAGUCAUUGCGUUCAAAGCAACAAAGCCUGACAGCAAUUUAAGGAAUUAUGUGGGACCAAGAACACCCUAUUAUAUUGUAAUUGUCAGCUUAGUAGUCCAAGUCUGUAUAUGCAUCGUAUGGUUGGCAAAAUAUCCUUCUUUUCCUGACCAGAAUACGAAAAUAGAAGAGGGGAAAAUUAUCCUGGUAUGUAAUGAAGGCUCUAAGAUAUUGUUCUAUUGCAUGCUGGGAUAUCUGGGCCUUUUAGCAUGUGUUAGCUUUGUUGUUGCCUUUCUAGCCAGGACAUUGCCAGACAGUUUUAAUGAAGCUAAAUUUAUUAGUUUCAGUAUGAUUAUGUUUCUCAGUGUCUGGCUGUCUUUCAUCCCAGCAUACCUCAGCACAACAGGGAAAUAUAUGAUAGCUGUGGAGAUAUUUGCCAUCAUUGCCUCAGGUACAGGAAUCAUUAUUUGCAUAUUUUUACCAAAAUGCUACAUUAUUCUUCUAAAGCCACAUUUAAAUACAAGGGAACGAUUAAUUGGAAAUAAAAGCUCAACUAAGAAAAUAUAA